AUGAAGACGAUUAUAAAAAAACUUGUUCAUGAACCAACACAAUUCUCUCCAGAGGAUGCAGAAAGAGCGAUGCAUCAGAUAAUGCAAGGAUCGGCCACCUCAAGCCAAAUCUCUGCCUUUCUCAUUUCUUUAAAACUUCAAGAAAAGGACAAAGAUCCACAAGUGGUGGCAGCUUGUGCGACAGCUAUGCGUAGCCAUGCCUGUCUUGUCCCUUACGACCACCAUCCUCAGCUUGUAGGACAGGUGGUGGAUAUCGUUGGUACAGGUGGUGAUGGCCAUGAUACCUACAAUGUCUCCACAACGGCCUCUAUUGUUGCAGCGGGGGCAGGGGCCAAGGUAGCUAAACAUGGGAAUCGAGCCGCCUCAUCACGAUCAGGAUCAGCGGAUCUGAUGGAGGCCCAUGGAUGUGCUAUUACACAAGUUGAGCCUUAUCAACAUGUAGCCAAGUUGAGAAAGGAGAUAGCCGUCCCCACCGUCUUUAAUCUCUUGGGGCCCAUGUCAAAUCCAGCGAAACCAAGUCGGAUGGUAGUAGGGGUACACUCACCUGAGAUAGGAGCGUUGAUGGCGAAUGCACUUCGAUUAACAGGUGUGCAAGAGGGCUUAGUCGUCUGUGGUGCAGAGGGAUUAGAUGAGAUUAGUCCUGCAGGUGAAACGCAUUAUUGGAGAAUUGAUGGCAACGAUAUAAAGACAGGCAGAACCUAUCCUUUAUCUCAAGUCAAAGGGGGUGAUUGUCAUGAAAACGCUCACAUCUUGAAUCAAUUAUUAAAUAAUCAAUUAUCCGAUGAAGAUCCCAUUUUAAAUUUCGUACUAUUAAACACAUCGGCUCUUUUAGUCAUGGCUGGAAUUGCCAGUGAUUUUAAAGAAGGUGUGGAAAAGGCCCGUGAAUCCAUCAAGUCAGGCAAUGCAAAGCGAGUGCUAGAAUCCUUUAGAGAUGAGACAAGAAAAGAAAAAAGGUGA
Molecule: messenger RNA, 957 nt
Organism: Cokeromyces recurvatus
Lineage: Eukaryota; Fungi; Mucoromycota; Mucoromycetes; Mucorales; Mucoraceae
Product: anthranilate phosphoribosyltransferase
Exons: 3
Coding region: 1-957 (318 amino acids)
Biological process (GO): L-tryptophan biosynthetic process
Cellular component (GO): cytosol
Molecular function (GO): anthranilate phosphoribosyltransferase activity
Source: RefSeq, a predicted model, not a curated record